ACACCUACGGCUUGGAAGGGGGCGCCUGUGUCAGUUGGGAGCUGCGACAGGGACCUCGGCGGAAGCAGCUUAUUUUGACAAGAGGUUUCAACCAUCUUCCAGCUAGCGCAAUGGAUAUCUUCAACAGGAAUAUUAAUGUUGAUGCCAUCUUCAAAUUCUCCCACAUCUCCACAUCAACCCAGCAGCACCUGAAGAAGGUCUAUGCUAGCUUUGCACUAUGCAUGUUUGUAGCAGCAGCUGGUGCCUACGUCAACCUGGUAACUCAGCUGGUGCAGUUUGGACUGCUGACUAGUCUGGGAUCUCUUGGCCUUAUGAUCUGGCUGAUGGCUACCCCCCACAGCCGGAAAACGGAAGAGAAACGAUUGGGCAUGCUGGCUGGCUUUGCCUUCCUCUCUGGAGUUAACCUAGGGCCUCUGCUGAAGAUGGUCAUUGCCAUCAACCCCAGCAUCAUCCCAACUGCUUUCCUGGGCACUGCUGUGAUCUUCAGUUGCUUCUCCUUGAGUGCCCUAUAUGCUAAGCGCCGUGCCUACCUGUACCUGGGAGGUUUCCUGUUCUCUGGUCUCUUCCUGAUGCUCUUUUUCUCCCUGAUCAAUAUGUUUCUGGGCUCUACCUGGCUCUUCACAGCUAACCUCUACAUUGGACUCAUGGUCAUGUGCGGCUUUGUGCUGUUUGACACUCAGCUCAUCAUUGAGAAGGCCGAGAGAGGUGAUGGGGACUACAUUUGGCACUGUGUGGACCUCUUCCUGGAUUUCAUCAGCAUCUUCCGAGAGCUCAUGACCAUCUUGGGCAUGAAUGAGAGCAACAAGAAGAAGAAAGAAAAGUGAAGGAGCAGUGGAUGCCCAUACGGAGUCUCCUUUUCUUCCCCCACCCCUUGCCUCUUUCUUGCUUCCAUUCAACCUGACCUGUAUUAAAGGUGCCCUCAUUGUUUGGUGUGAAUGAGAUCUAUGACACUUUCAUACUUUGUAGAAACUGGAUUUUUUCCUUGCUUUUUGAGCUUUUUUUUAAAAAAAGAAAAAACUUAACUGGCUGACCCUGGUGCUGGAGUCUGGCUUUGCCUCUCUGCUGUACCAACAUGCAGACACUUCAGGGACUGUCAUUCAUGCCCCUGCUGCUUUAGGUGGCAUUGGAUAGUUUCAGCCCCCCUUUCUUCUUCUCUCCACCUAGUUGCAAU
Euleptes europaea (tarantolino) is the source of this 1171-nucleotide messenger RNA. It is a transcript of the gene TMBIM6, whose product is annotated as transmembrane BAX inhibitor motif containing 6. Gene Ontology annotation, cellular component: mitochondrial membrane. Bases 111 to 824 code for a protein of 237 amino acids. Gene Ontology annotation, molecular function: enzyme binding. Gene Ontology annotation, biological process: negative regulation of apoptotic signaling pathway; cellular response to unfolded protein; negative regulation of endoribonuclease activity. The record is from RefSeq and is a predicted model, not a curated record. The transcript is spliced from 10 exons. Lineage: Eukaryota; Metazoa; Chordata; Lepidosauria; Squamata; Sphaerodactylidae.